Messenger RNA from Physella acuta, 3263 nucleotides. RefSeq names its product ion channel TACAN. NCBI's taxonomy places the organism in Eukaryota, Metazoa, Mollusca, Gastropoda, Physidae. The record is from RefSeq and is a predicted model, not a curated record. Gene Ontology annotation, cellular component: membrane.
AUUUCCUUUCUUUAGUUGAGAUAUGUCACUACAGUGCAUUACUACUGUGGUAUAUUUUUAACGACAGUGUCAUUGCUGUCAACGGUGUUGUCAAUCUGAUAAACGUGUUGCAUUCAAGGCUAAAAAAUUUCUCUUAUCUGUUAGUCGUUCAUAAUUUUUCGUGGGGCCAACGGGAAAAUGUAAUGUAAAACAAAUCAACGUCACCGGAAAAAGAAUACGAAAAAGACCAAGAGUGCAAAGUUAGGCUAACGCCGAAGACUUUGGAUUCUAGACUUCCAAUACAACAAAAUGUCGCGGGAAUCCUCCCCAAACGUACUUUUAUUUGCAGCACUUGAUGAUUGGAAUGAUUUAGAAAAAGAAUAUGUGCAGUUAGACGAAGAACACAAGAAGUACUGUGACUUGCUGUCACAGUUAAGUGCAGCCCAGAAAAAAUGUAUCACCCAAAUAGCUCAUCACAGAUACAGAAUGAAAUGUAUAGGAGACAACAUUGCCAGGGCAACAAAAAACUCACCUGGGGAAGAAGAGAAGAGACAAGCAGCCGACCUCAAGGUCAAGCUGACGGAGAGGAAAAUCAAUUUCCAUGAAAUGGAGGAGAACCUACCUCAUAAGAACAGUCUUUAUCUACGAAUUAUUCUUGGUCAAGUUAACGUCUCUUUACUUACAAAAGAAGCAAAGUUUAUUUACAAAAAAGACUAUGAAACCUUCAAGUUGACUGUCAGUUACAUCAUCCUCGCCCUGACUUUUGUUGCAGCUUUUGCCGUCAGCUCCAGAUGGUGUGAUGCUGCCCUCAACUUUCUACUGGUCUGGUACUACUGCACUCUAACUAUCAGAGAGAGUAUCUUGAGGGUCAAUGGUUCUAGAAUCAAAGGCUGGUGGGUAACCCAUCAUUUUGUCUCAACAGUUUGUGCUGCUAUAAGUCUUAUCUGGCCCGAUGGCUUCACAUAUUCACAGUUUCGAUAUCAACAUAUUCUUUUUGUUAUGUAUAUCAGUUUUGUCUAUGUACUACAGUACUACUAUCAAAGUGGUUGUUUGUACAGGCUGCGCUCACUGGGAGAAAGUCAUGAGAUGGACAUCACUGUUGAGGGCUUCAUGUCUUGGAUGUGGAAGGGCCUCUCAUUUCUACUGCCCUUCUUGUUUGUUGGUUAUUUUUUCCAGCUGUACAAUGCUUAUUGUUUGUUUGUGUUAGCUUAUCACCCAAGGUGCACAGAGUGGCAGGUGCUAGCUUUGUGUGCUAUCCACUUCUUCCUGUUUGUGGGCAACACUGUGACCACCAGUAUGGUAGUGGUCAACAAAAUCAAGGCCGAUGGUUUCCAGAUCCCCAUCCUCAAAAACAAGUACAAGUUCAAAUUUGGCAUUGGGAAUUUCCUGAGCCAGGGUCAUGGCCAUGCAGAGUAAACAGUGUGUUCAUAUAUGGGAUGGACUAACAUCUGCUUUCAAGGAUUUGUUCAUCAUUUGGCUUAUUGAAACAGAAGAGCAUAUAGUAGUACACAUAGAAUGUACAAAAAUGUCUGCAAGUAUUAAUUGGGUUUGAUAGUUGUACAAUUGUUAUGAAUGUGACUAUAAAUAGUGAGCAUGCUUGAAACAUGAAUGUUUGUAGUUAAUUGAAAUUUUUAUUAUAAAUUUUGUAUUCAUUAUUAUCAAGAAAUAUAACAAAAAUUUACUACUGAUUAAAAUGGGGUUGUUUUGUUUUUUUUUUUUUUUUUUUUUUUUGCCAAGCUGAGAAUUCAGCUAAACUGUAUGUACAUUUGUAGACUUCUAAAUUUGUAACAGUCAUAAGGUAACAAAUUUGUUAUGCCUCCUUGCUAUGGAGAUUUGUUAACGUAUAAAGAAAACUACAAACUAAUAAAAUUUCUGAUUAGUUAAAUUACCAGUUAGAGCUCUAUACGACAUACAUUUACUAACUUGAUUAAAUAUUUUAAACCAUAUGGUCUCAUACCUUGUAACAUACAUGAUAACUACUAGAAGAGUAUAUCUUUAGUUGAAUGCUAACUUGUUCACUGAAGCUUUAUGUACAUUAAAUUUGAAAACAUUACUUGUAAUGUUUAAAGUGAUUCUGGAGAUCUAUUCAACGAAUUGUCACCCAUUUUUAAAAAUGAGCAUUUCAAACUGAUGAUGACAGAAUCUUUCUCCAAACUGGUCAGCAUUUAGUGAGGCUUGUCAGGUAAUUGUUUGACUACAACAGAGCUGGUGUUUUUAUUCUCGUGUCUAUAGUAUUAUCAAUGUUAUGUUUCUGUUUCCUGUGCUACCACUCCAAUAGGUAUUUAUUACUGUGUGAAUGUGUAGGCUGAUGAUGGUAGCAGUGGGAUUUUUUGUUUUCUAAAUGUUGGUGCUUAAAUUAACACAGCGUACAUGUCUAAAGCAACCUUUGUUCAAACAAUAAGUUUUUUGUUGUGUAAAUUCACUCGCUGAUAAAGCAAGUAAAACUUUUAAUGCUACAUGAUGUCCAAGAUGUAACAUUUUCAGUGUUACACUGUGAUGUAACAUUUUUCAGUGUUACACAAGGUUGUACAGUGGAGCUAAAUGUUUUUUGGGUCUUUAUACUUCAAAUAAUUUAUUUUUCUGUUUGUAACGCAAAUAUUUCAACAAAUUCUUAGCGUUUCUCUUUCUUAUUUGUUACAUAUCGCUCAAGUAAAAAACUUAUUCCAAUAUUAAAUUUUUUUUUUUUUUUUGUAAGCUUGGCAAUUAUUUCUAACAUAUAUCAACUUUGUAGCCUAUACAUUUCAUGAAAAGUAUGUUAAAUAAUUUGAUGUGUUGUUAGCUUUAUUUAGUCAUGUUUAACUCGUAGAAAGCACAUUUUACCUACACUAACCACUAGUAUCAUGUACCAGUAAAUAAACUGUAGCUUGCUAGAAUUUGUCACAUUUGUAAGUUUGAUUACAAUCAUCUUUCAGCCUCUGUUUUGUUAUUCACCAGGAUUUAGCAUCUUGCAAUGAUAUCUUUUUCACUAAAAGGACUUAGCUCAUGCUAAUGGCCAGAUGUUUUUAUUUUUUGAGCAGUUAUUCCCCUUAUGAGCACUUUUUAUAUUUAGAAAAAUUUGACCAUAUAAAUGUUUCUGUUAGUGUUGACUGUUGAAGUAUCUACCCAACAUCAUGUGUUCCAAGCCAAAAUUCUAGCCUGUGGUGGUAUACAGGGAUUGGGCAUUGCUCUAGAACUGACAGAACUCUGAGAAUAUUUGGAAUGUUUUUUAAAUCAUUCUGUUUUGUUAAAAACUAUUUUAACUUGAUUGUUGUCAAAAAAUAAAUAAAUAAAUCAGUUAUUUUAAA